Messenger RNA from Nestor notabilis (Kea), 3675 nucleotides. RefSeq names its product laminin, alpha 4 (gene LAMA4). Gene Ontology annotation, biological process: regulation of embryonic development; regulation of cell migration; basement membrane assembly. Gene Ontology annotation, cellular component: laminin trimer. The record is from RefSeq and is a predicted model, not a curated record. The annotation marks the transcript as partial. Gene Ontology annotation, molecular function: extracellular matrix structural constituent; integrin binding. The transcript has 26 exons. NCBI's taxonomy places the organism in Eukaryota, Metazoa, Chordata, Aves, Psittaciformes, Psittacidae.
GACUGCCACAGAAACACAACAGGGCAGCACUGUGAGCAAUGCCCGGAUGGCUUCAUUGGUGAUGUUGUCAGAGGAGUCCCCACAUUCUGCCAGCCCUGCCCCUGCCCCCUGCCAGCACUUGCCAACUUUGCAGUCUCCUGUUACAGAAAAAGUGGAAGUGUGCGCUGUGUCUGUAAGGAAAACUAUGCAGGACCCAACUGUGAAAGGUGCGCCCCUGGUUACUAUGGGAACCCUUUGCUAAUUGGAAGCACUUGUAAAAAAUGUGACUGCAGUGGCAACUCAGACCCAAACCUGAUUUUUGAAGACUGUGAUGAAGUGACCGGCCAGUGCCGCAACUGCCUGCGCAACACCACCGGGUUCAAGUGCGAACGAUGUGCUCCGGGUUACUACGGGGAUGCCAGAUUCGCUAAAAACUGUACAGAAUGUAACUGUGGAGGGAGAAUGUGUGACAGCCAGACGGGAGAAUGCCUCGCAGACAGUCCUCAAGUUUCUACUGGCACAGACUGCCCAACCAUCAGCUGUGACAAAUGUAUUUGGGAUUUGACAGAUGACAUUCGAUUAGCAGUUCUAGCUAUCGAUGAAAGCAAAUCAACUUUACUGAGCAUUUCUACAGGUGUUGCAGCUCAAAAGCGCUUGAAUGAGCUGAACCUCACUACCACCCAUCUCCAGGCAGCAAUGUCCAAAAAAAAGAACCAUGCUGUGCUUUGGACCAUCCAGGUUGAUGAUGCUGCAGAUGAAACGAAUGAUCUCCUGAGAGAAGCAGCAACACUUGAUGAACAGGGAAAUGAAGCAUCCAGCAAAGGCCUACUGAUACAGAAGGAAACCAUGGAGACCAACAACCGUGCUACUCAGCUUGUGCAGCAGCUCAGUAAUAUGAGGGAUAACAUUCAAGAAAUCAGCAGCAAGAUGAACUACUAUGCAAUUCAGCAAGAGCUGAGCCCUGAAGAAAUUGCCCAGAAGCUGACUGUGGCUGAGGAGAUGCUGCAGGAGAUCAGAAGCCGUAAGCCUUUCACUAAUCAGAGGCAACUUGCACAUGAGGAAGAAUAUGCAGCAGAGGAGUUGCUUCUGCAAGUCGAAGAUUUUCAUGAGAGGUACAAUGACACCAGAUCUCUAGUAUAUGAUGUUCUGGAGCAGCUCAGUGAACAGGAUGUGAAGCUGUCAGACCUGGAGGAAGCAUUAGACCAGGCGCUUGAGUAUGUUAUACAAACAGAUCUUAUAAAUAAGGAAAACACAGCCAGUCUUCAAAGGCAUGAGAAACAACAUGAGAAAAUAAAAGAGCAAACUGAUGACGUGAACAGCGUUCUGCUAAGUGCCACAAAUAUUUUGGCAGGACCACAAAAGGUCAACUCUGAGUUAAGUGAGAUAACAAAGAACGUGUCAGGGUUCUACGCAGAAAUAGAUGGAGCAAAAAAGGAAUUGCAAGAAAAAAUAGCCAAUCUGUCUCUGUUUGAUGAUGAUUUGGUAGAAAAGGCUAUGCAACAUGCACACAACCUAAGAAGACUUGCUGAUGAGCUGGACAGGAAUUUGUAUGGUGUUGAUACAAAUGGUUUGGUACAAAGGGCAAUAAAUGCUUCAAAUGUUUAUGAAAACAUUGCUGGUUAUAUUGAAGAAGCUAAUAAAGCUGCAUUGGUGGCACUGAACACAACAAACCGGGUCAACGAUGCUGCAGUUGGAAUUGAUACUCAGAUUAUUUACCAUAAAGGUAAAAGCGAAGAACUUCUCAACCAAGCCAUGGAGCUACAUCGGACAGCAUAUGACAGUAAUGAUUUAACCAUUGCAGACACUAGCCAGCAUGUUAAUGGCACUUUUGCUAGAAUGAAUGCUCUGCGAAGCCACCUAAUGAGAGCCAUCACAAAAAUACAAUCAGCUGAGCCAGAGGAGGCCAGAGAACGUUUAGAACAAGCCAAACUAAAGACUGCAGAGGCCAUAAGUGCCACCAUGACAGUAACACAGGCUACAACCCCCAUGGAUGAGAACGUGAGGUUGUGGUCUCAAAACCUGCAAGACUUCCAGCACAAUUCAGCGGCAUACGACAGUGCUGUGCAUUCAGCUGGGGAUGCAGUGAAGAAACUUACAGAAGUGUUCCCUGAACUCCUGGACAAACUGCGCAGAGUAGAACAGAAGGCACCAGCAAACAAUAUUUCUUCCAGCAUUCAGCGAAUCAGAGAGUUAAUUGCUCAGACCAGGAGCGUAGCAAGCAAGGUCCAAGUUUCUAUGAUGUUUGGAGGCCAAUCAGCUGUUGAAGUUAAUCCAAAGAUCAACGUGGAGGAGCUGAAAUCUUUCACUUCCAUGAGCUUGUACAUAAAGUUUCAGAAAGACAACCCAGAACUGGCAACAUCUCCAGACAGAUUUAUUUUGUACCUUGGAAACAAAAAUGCAAAAACUUACAUUGGUCUUGCAAUUAAAAAUGACAACCUUGUGUACAUUUAUAAUCUGGGAGACGAAGAUGUGGAGAUACCUCUGGAUGCCAAGCCAGUCAGCACAUGGCCUUCUUACUUCAGCAUCAUCAAAAUUGAGAGGAUUGGAAGACAUGGCAAAAUGUUUUUAACUGUGCCCAGUCUUAGCAGCACAGCUGAAGAAAAAUUCAUCAAAAAGGGAGAGGUUCUUGGUCCUGGCUCUCUCCUUAAUUUGGAACCUGAAAAUGCUGUUUUCUAUGUUGGUGGAGUGCCUACAGACUUCAAGCUCCCUCCUAGCUUAAACUUACCUGGCUUCAUCGGCUGCCUAGAACUGGCUACCCUGAACGAUGAUGUGAUCAGCCUAUACAACUUCAAGCACGUCUAUAACAUCGACACCACCACAUCGCCACCUUGUGCCAGAAAUAAGUUGGCUUUCACCCAGAGCCGGGCUGUGAGCUAUUUCUUUGACGGCUCUGGCUAUGCCUUGGCAAGAAACAUUGAGAGAAGGGGAAGAUUCAGCCAGGUGACUCGGUUUGACAUAGAAGUUCGAACACCUACAGACAAUGGAUUGAUCCUGCUGAUGAUUAAUGGGAGUAUGUUCUUCAGUCUAGAGAUGCACAACGGUUUUUUGUACCUCCGCUAUGACUUUGGUUUCAGCACUGGUCCUGUGCUACUAGAGGACUCCAUGAAGAAGGCUCAGAUUAACGACGCUAAAUUUCAUGAGAUUUCUAUUAUAUAUCAUAAUUCUAAGAAGAUGAUCUUGGUAGUAGACAGGCGACAUAUAAAAAGUGUGGACAAUGAAAGAACAGCAAUGCCAUUCACAGACAUCUACAUUGGAGGAGCACCUGCUGAGAUCUUGCACUCCAGCAUCGGCUCACAUUUGGCGGGAAGUAUUGGCUUUAAAGGCUGCAUGAAAGGUUUCCAGUUCCAAAAGAAGGAUUUCAAUUUGCUAGAAGAACCAGGAACCCUGGGAAUCAGCUAUGGGUGCCCAGAGGAUUCACUGAUGUCCCGCAAAGCAUAUUUCAAUGGAGAGAGCUUCAUUGCAUCAAGCCAAAAAGUGUCCCUCUUUAGUGAAUUUGAAGGAGGCUUUAAUUUCCGGACAUUACAGCCCAAUGGACUGCUGUUUUACUAUUCUGAAGGAUCAGAUGUAUUAUCCAUCUCUAUGGACAGAGGUGCUGUGGUUUUAAAUGCAAGUGGGACCAAAAUUCAAUCACCAGACCGAAAUUACAAUGAUGGAAAAACCCACUUCAUAGUUACUUCUGUCACCCCAGAAAGGUAA